Serinus canaria (Common canary) is the source of this 6000-nucleotide messenger RNA. Its product is annotated as low-density lipoprotein receptor-related protein 2-like. NCBI's taxonomy places the organism in Eukaryota, Metazoa, Chordata, Aves, Passeriformes, Fringillidae. Gene Ontology annotation, molecular function: calcium ion binding; protein binding. The record is from RefSeq and is a predicted model, not a curated record. Bases 1 to 6000 code for a protein of 1999 amino acids. The transcript is spliced from 29 exons.
AUGCCUAGAAGGCUUGGGGGGGGGGGGUCUCUGCCUUCCCUGAGCGGGGACGAGGAGCAGUUCUCCUUCCAGCCCCAGACGAGAUCUAGAGAUGACCCUGGAUGGGACUGGUCCCUCCCCGUACUGGGCUAUGCCGGGACCCCCAGGCAGGGAGCUGCAGGGGGGCUGUGCAGGGGAAUGCCCGCUGCAGCCGCCCUACCUGAUCCCGGGUCCGGCUCCCUCUUGCCCGCAGCCACUGCCAGCCUCACGUGUGCAGCCUCACGCCAGGCCGCCUGCGUUUCCGGCUGCAUCCCCGUUCCCUGGCUCUGCGAUGGCGAGCAGCAGUGUCCUGACGGCACGGACGAGCAGUGCGAUGUUGCCUGUGGCGGGGACCCCCAUGUGUGGCAGUGUGACGAUGGCCGGUGUAUUUCUAGCAGCUGGCGCUGCGAUGGUGCUGCUGACUGCCUGGAUGGCUCUGAUGAGCAGGACUGUGUAUGUGGGUCAAAGAAGGUGCAGUGUCCUGGCACCCACCACUGCAUCCCACACUGGGAGCUGUGCGAUCGGCACCAAGACUGUGAGGAUGGCUGGGACGAGGAGGGGUGUCCCCAGCAGCCCUGUUUGCCUGGGCAGUGGCAGUGCAGGAACAGGGUGUGCAUCAUGGCUGAGUGGAAGUGCAAUGGGAUCGAUGACUGUGGUGAUUCCUCAGAUGAAGAUGUCUGCGCCCCCUGUACGCCUGGCAUGGUGCGGUGUGAUGAGGGCAAGUGUAUCCUGGAGUCCCUGAUGUGUGAUGACAAGGAUGACUGCCUGGAUGGCACGGAUGAGCCCAGCACAUGUGGUCGGAGCUGCUUUGUACGCAACGGGGGCUGUGCAGAGACGUGUACUGACACACACUGGGGAGUGCAGUGCUCCUGCGGGGCUGGCUGGGUGCUGCAGGCAGAUGGGCAAAGCUGUGCUGAUGUGGACGAGUGCUCCCUGGAGUAUGGCCCCUGCAGCCAGCUGUGCACCAACACCCCGGGCAGUUUCAGCUGUGCCUGUCUCCAGGGCUACACCCUGCGGCAUGGCACCGUCUGCGAAGUGACAGACAAUUCAACACAGAUCCUGGUGGCUGUGGGGCAGGACCUGGCCCUUCUGGAUGUACGGACCCAAGCCUACCGGCCCCUGCUCUCCACUGAGACGGAACCCCGCGCUCUGGUGUAUGACCUCCUCCGGGAAACCUACUACUGGCUGACAGAGGAUGGAGAGCUCCGUGUUCACCACCCAGGGAAAGGCACACAGCCUCUCUAUGCAGAUGCCGGCGAGGUGAACAGCAUCUCUGUGGACUGGUUCACAGGGCAGCUGUAUUGGGCCAGUAGCCAUCCUCCAGCUAUCUGUGCAGGGCUGGGUGAUGGCCGUGGUUACAUGACAGUGCUGGGGAAGGACAUUGCACCAGAGCAGCUGACAGUACAUCCAGCUGCAAGGUCCCUGUACUGGGUCAACCGUGGACAGAGGGGCCGGACAGUCAUUGCUGCAGCUGGCAUGGAUGGCUCAAACCGGCAGGAACUCACAGUUGUGUCCAUGGAGGAGCCUGUGGGGCUGAGCCUAGACCAUGUGGCUGGCAGGCUGUACUGGAUCAGCGAGUACAAGGAGUCCAUCGAGACACUGCGGGUGGAUGGCAGCGGGCGCCACUCCUUCCACGCUGUUUUGCGAAGCCACACGGAGCCGCUGGGCCUGGCCGUGUUUGAGAGCCGGUUCUUCUGGACUGAUGGCACAGAGCUGGUGUCAGCCGCCUGGGCCUCUCCCCAGGAGCAUGCAGUGCUGCUCCGUGCCUCUAUCUCAGCUUUCACUGUGCUGCAUGCACUGCAGCAGCCUCCGAGGGACACUGCUGCAUGUGCUCUGGGCCUGUGCAGUCACCUUUGCCUCCUGUCCCCUGUGCACCCUCGGGGCUACAAGUGUGCAUGUCCAGAGGGCCUCUUCCUCCUGCCCUCGGGGAAGUGUGCAGAGCUGUCCAUCGUGUAUGCAUCGGGAAAGUCCAUCUCCCUGGUGCAUGUGGGCCCUGGAGCACACACCAAACAGGUGCAGGAGUGGCAGGAGGCCCUUCAUCUGCAAGAUGUGGACUGGCAGAGGUCAGUGCUCUAUGGAACAGAUGACCAUGGGACUCUCCUGCGUGUUGUGGGCUACCCUGGCUGGAGAGAGGCCAUUGUGACUGGGCUGCCAGUCUGCUCUGCCCGUGUGGACAUCCGCUCGGGGGACCUGUACUGGCUCGCGUGUAACCGGAGGGACAUCGGGGUGAUCCGGACAUCUGACAAGGCCCCACGUGUCCUGCACCGUGCUCGCAGCAGCAUCCAGCACCUCUUCUUGGACUGGCAGCGUGGUGCCCUGUACUGGCUGGCCCGCGGGCAACCCCUGCAGGCGCUGAGCCUGGCAGGGGGUGCUCCAUGGGAUGUCUGGAAUGAGACGUGGCCUGGAGACCUGCCUGCGGCCAUGGACAGCAGAGCCUUCAGCGUGCUCUGGAGCUCAGCCCUGGUGCCACCAAGCAAAGGGUCUGCCGUGCCACUCCUUCCACCUGUGACCACCACUAUGAGGACAACCACAAGCACCACUGCUGCUCGGCCUACCACCUCCACCACAACACCACCUCCAAGCCAGACCACCACUGCACUCAGCACUGCUCCUGCACCAACCAGCAAGGCUACUACAUCACAAACCACCAUCCGACAGUCUACAUCAAAGAAGACCACUCCUCCGCCAACCACUGCCCGGACCAUACUGACCAAGACUACCACUGUGCAGCCAGCUGCCAGCACCACUCGAUCUUUUAAAACUAAGAUCACUGCCCCACAGCCAACCACAAACACCCAACGCUCAAACAGUUCUGCACGGGUGGUGACACCUACCCCACCCCUCCAGUCUAGCACUGCACACCCCCUGACCCCAGUUGUCCAUCUGUCCUGUUCUCGCACGCAUGUGCCCUGCCGUGAUGGCACGGGGUGUGUGGCCCAGGAGUACCUGUGUGAUGGGGAGAAGGACUGUGCAGAUGGCUCUGAUGAGGAGGGGUGUGCCCAGCUCUGCAACACCCCAGAAGAGGGUCUGGGCACCCUGGCUGCCUUCAGCAGCCAGUGCAAAGUCCCUUGUCUCCCCAGGGCGUUCCACUGUGCGAGCGGAGCUGUGUGCAUCGGGGCGGGAGAGCACUGCGAUGGGGUGCCACAGUGUCCCGACGGCUCAGAUGAGAUGGGCUGCUGGACCCCCACGCAGGAGUGUGCCCUGCGCUGCGACGCUGCCACCCGCUGCAUCCCCAGGAGCUGGCUGUGUGAUGGCCAUGCCGACUGCCUGGACCACACGGAUGAGCAGGGCUGUGUGCUGAAGGAGUGUGGUCCGGCUGAGUUUUCCUGUCGGAGUGGGCAGUGCGUGGCCCUGGCCCUGCACUGCGAUGGUGACCAUGACUGCCAGGACGGCUCGGAUGAGGAGGGCUGUGCUGUGCCCCGGCCGCUGCUCUGCCGUGAGGGUGAGGUGACGUGUUCCCACAGUGGGGAGUGUGUGCCAGAGGCCUGGCGCUGUGAUGGUGCUGCUGACUGUAAGGAUGGCUCAGAUGAGCAGGGCUGCCCUUGGGAGGAAGAGCUGUGUGAGGACCAGCAGUGGGGCUGCUCCCGUGGUCAUGAGUGCAUCCCUGAUGUCUGGCGCUGUGAUGGAGAGACUGACUGCACUGAUGGCAGUGACGAGGCUGGCUGCCACCCUGCUCCUUGCCAGAGUAAUGAGUACCCUUGUGGGCUGGGAUCCUGCCUGAAUGCAUCCCUGGUGUGCAACGGCCGGCAGGACUGCGCGGAUGGCUCAGACGAGGGGGGGAACUGCUCUGUGCCUUGCCAGCGGUCCUGCACUCAUCUCUGCUACCCCUCGCCCCAGGGCCCUAGGUGCUGGUGUGGCCCAGGCUUUCGGCUUGCUGUGGAUGGUCUGUCCUGCAUGGACAUAGACGAGUGCAUGGAGUGGGCCAAGGGAGCCUGCAGCCAGACAUGCCUCAAUGCCCCGGGGUCCUACAGCUGUGGCUGUCUCCCUGGCUACCUGCUGGAGCCCGAUGGCCAUACCUGCAAACUCACUGGACCAGAGCCCAAGCUGCUGGUGGCUGUGCAGUCUGAGGUGUUGUCCUAUGGCCUGCGGAGUGGGCAUGAGGAGGUGGUGCUGGCCACUGACAAGGAUCGUGUUGUCUUCUCACUUGACUAUGACUUGGUGGAGAGGAAAGUCUUCUGGAUGGACCUGGCUACAGAGAGCAUCCGCUGGCAGGACCUCAACUCAGGAAAGAAAGGCACACUGGUGAAAGGUGUGAGAUCAGACUGUAUAGCAGUGGACUGGCUUGGGAGGAACCUGUACUGGACAGAUGGGGUAGCAGGGCAGGUGCUGGCCACUCGUUUGGGGGCUGCCUGGCAAGGGAUACCAGAGUACACUGUGGUGAUGGAUGGAGACCUGGACCAGCCCCACUCUCUGGUGCUCCAGCCUCUGGCAGGGCUGAUGUACUGGUCAGAGGUGGGGAGCCACUCACGGCUGAUGGAGGCCAGCAUGGACGGGAGUUGGCGGCAUGUGCUGCUGGCCCAGGGACUGGGCUGGCCCACAGCACUGGCCCUCGACCUCCCCACCCAGAGGAUCUUCUGGCUGGAUGAGAAGCUGGGCAGUGUUGGUUCUGCACGUCUGGAUGGCAGCAGUGUGAAGGUUCUGAAGCUGCACUGGGUUUGGAGCCCUUUUGCAGCAGCUGUGUGUGAGGGGCAGCUCUACUGGUCAGAGAGGAAGACAUGGUCGGUGCAGCAGGUGGACAAGGCCAGCGGCAAGAACAGGACCGUGGUGCUCAAACGGCACGGGCAGCCCCAUGGCCUCCAGGUGAUGCACCCAGCCCUGCGCCCCACGGCCCCCAACCCGUGUGAGACGCGCGGCUGCUCCCACCUGUGCCUGCUGAGCGCCAGGCACACGGGGCAGUGCCGCUGCCCCGCCGGGCUGAUGCUGGCCGCCAAUGAGACCACCUGUCUGCCCAUCCGUGAUUCGGCCUUUGCCCUCCUGGUGUCACCGGCAGCUGUGGCACAGGUCUACCUGAAGGACCUGCCCACAUCAGCUGGAUCCCAAGGGCUUCCCCCACACAGGGCCCUGCCUUUGGCCAAGGUGAGCCGCCUGACAGCUGUUGACUAUGCAGUGAAAGACAAGAGCUUGUACUUUGCAGAAGUGGGAGGCAAUUCCAUCGGACUGCUGCGCCUGAAGGACUGGGGACGGCUGUCCUGGAAGAAGGCAGUAGCUGUGGAGGGCACAGUGACAUCCCUGGCCUUGGACUGGCUGAGUGGGAACCUUUACUGGAUUGGGGGGCAGCCACCCACCAUCCACGUGGCAGCUCCCAGGGGGCGGUGGGUCCUGGCACUACUCAGCGAGGGGCUGCAGGGUGCUGCCUGGCUGGCACUGUGUCCUCGUGCUUCCACCAUGUGCUUUGUCACAGCAGCUGGCAGCCGUGGGCAUGGUGCCAUGGUGGAAUGUGCAGCCAUGGACGGCACUGGACGCAGAGUGGUCUGGAGGAGAGCCCGUGCUCCCACUGGCCUUACCUUUGGGGGUGCUGGCACCAGGCUGUACUGGGCAGACCACGAGAGAGGUACCAUCAGCAGUGUUGAGCUGGAUGGAUCCCGCUUCCAGCUGGUGCGGGAGGGGCUGCAUGGUCUCUCACUCUUUGCCAUAGGAGAAGGCUUUCUGCUCUGGAGCACAACCUCAACCAAUGGCUCCAGCAAGAUCUGGCACAGCCGGCUGGAGCAGGCUGAGAACUGGUGGUUCCCAAUGGAGCAGGAACUGGUAGCCAUGAGGAUUUACAGCCAGUUCUCACAGGAAGGCACCAAUGGCUGUGCAAAGAGCAAUGGGGGCUGUGCCCAGCUCUGCCUGCCCAACCCUGCAGGGCGGCAGUGCCGCUGCUCUCCCGGGUACCACCUGGUGCAUGGGGCAGCGUGUGCGCUGGCACCGCCUUGCCCCGCCCCGCUGCAAGCCUGCCGGGACCUCCAGAGCUGCAUUUCCAGAGAGCAGGUGCCUCAGUGA